Messenger RNA from Phlebotomus argentipes, 810 nucleotides. RefSeq names its product iron-sulfur cluster co-chaperone protein HscB-like. Gene Ontology annotation, biological process: [2Fe-2S] cluster assembly; protein complex oligomerization. The transcript is spliced from 2 exons. Bases 32 to 751 code for a protein of 239 amino acids. Gene Ontology annotation, molecular function: ATPase activator activity; protein-folding chaperone binding. Gene Ontology annotation, cellular component: mitochondrion. Lineage: Eukaryota; Metazoa; Arthropoda; Insecta; Diptera; Psychodidae. The record is from RefSeq and is a predicted model, not a curated record.
ACUGUGCAGACGUCGAUGAAAUCAUAGGAAAAUGAGUGUUUUACGCAAAGCUGCAGCUCCACUUCUGCACAUAAGAAAUUCCAGUUUCCUGACGAAGCAAUUUCCUCUGCAAUUCUCACCAAAACUUCUUUCUCAGUUGCGAAAUUUUGGCUCUCAAGUGUCGUGUUGGAGUUGCGGAAACGUCGAUGGCGGGAGUGGAAUAUUUUGCCCAAAAUGCAAUUCACUGCAGAAAGUUGACACGUCAAAGAAUUACUUUGACAUUUUGGACCUUCCGCUGAACUACAAUGUCGACAGCAAUGCUUUAUCGGUGAAAUUCCGGGAGAUGCAGAGCUUUCUGCAUCCGGACAAGUUCAGCAACAAGUCGCAGGAGGAGCAGGACAUCUCGCUGGAGUGGAGCUCGCUUCUGAACAAGGCCUACAAGACUCUCUUGGCGCCAAUCAAGCGCGGCGAGUACAUUUUGGAGCGCAAAGGUGUGCAAUUGCCGAAGGAUAACAGCGCUCUGGACCAGAUGUUCCUGCUGGAGAUGAUGGAGAGGAAUGAGGAGGUGGAUGAGGCAAACACCGACAAGGAUUUGCGGCAACUCCUCGUGAAAGCGCGGAAGGAAUUGAGUGAAACGUCUGAAGAAUUGGCGAAAGCCUUUGAGAAAAGUCGCACGGAAGACGCCGUGGAAAUCAUUGUGAAGAUGAAGUACUUGAUUAGUCUGGAAAGUAGCAUCAAAGAGAAGUCCAGACGAUUGGGAUUUGUUGAUUAGAGACGAUUUGUUUCGUGGAAUGCAGAGAAAAAUACAUUUUUAUACUGAAUAAACUUGAA